UUGGAGGCUGGCAGCGAUGAGGAUCGAAAGGUAAACCUCAGUUUAAGUGAGAGCUUUUUCAUGGUGAAAGGAGCAGCCCUCUUCUUACAACAGGGAAACAGCCCUCAGGGCCAGCGGAGUCUUCAGCACCCCCACAAGCAUGCAGGUGACCUGCCCCAACAUCUGCAAGUAAUGAUCAACCUUCUGCGUUGUGAAGACAGAAUCAAGCUGGCCGUGCGCUUAGAGAGUGCCUGGGCGGAUCGCGUCCGCUACAUGGUGGUGGUGUACAGCAGCGGGCGGCAGGACACGGAAGAGAAUAUCUUGCUGGGAGUUGACUUCUCCAGUAAGGAAAGUAAGAGCUGUACCAUCGGGAUGGUUCUCCGACUGUGGAGUGACACGAAGAUCCACCUCGAUGGAGACGGUGGGUUCAGCGUGAGCACAGCCGGGAGGAUGCACAUAUUUAAGCCCGUAUCUGUCCAGGCCAUGUGGUCUGCCCUGCAGGUGCUUCACAAGGCCUGUGAGGUGGCUCGAAGGCACAACUACUUUCCCGGCGGCGUGGCACUCAUCUGGGCCACCUACUAUGAGAGCUGCAUCGGGUCGGAGCAGAGCUGCAUCAACGAGUGGAAUGCCAUGCAGGACCUGGAGUCCACGCGGCCCGACUCCCCGGCGCUGUUUGUUGACAAGCCCACUGAAGGGGAAAGGACUGAGCGUCUCAUCAAAGCCAAACUGCGAAGCAUCAUGAUGAGCCAGGAUCUCGAAAAUGUGACCUCCAAAGAAAUCCGUAACGAGUUAGAGAAACAGAUGAACUGUAACUUGAAAGAAUUCAAGGGAUUCAUAGACAACGAGAUGCUGCUUAUCUUGGGACAGAUGGACAAGCCUUCCCUUAUCUUCGAUCACCUGUAUCUCGGUUCUGAAUGGAAUGCAUCCAAUCUGGAGGAGCUACAGGGCUCAGGGGUUGACUACAUUUUAAAUGUCACCAGAGAAAUAGACAAUUUCUUUCCUGGUUUGUUUGCAUAUCACAACAUCCGAGUCUAUGAUGAAGAGACCACAGACCUUCUUGCCCACUGGAACGAAGCAUAUCACUUUAUAAACAAAGCAAAGAGGAACCAUUCCAAGUGCCUGGUUCAUUGCAAGAUGGGUGUCAGCCGAUCCGCGUCCACAGUCAUAGCUUAUGCGAUGAAGGAAUUUGGCUGGCCCCUGGAAAAAGCAUAUAACUAUGUGAAGCAGAAGCGUAGCAUCACGCGACCCAAUGCGGGCUUUAUGAGGCAGCUGUCUGAGUAUGAAGGCAUCUUGGAUGCAAGUAAGCAGCGGCACAACAAACUGUGGCGCCAGCAGGCAGAGAGCAGCCUCCAGCCGCCUGUGGAUGACCCUGCGGAGCCCAGCGGCUUCUCACCAGAGACCCUGGACGGCACCCCAGCAGACAGCCGGCUGUCCUGCUUGGAUGAUGCCGCCCCACCCGGGCUCCCGGGAAGCCCCAGCCCAGGAGGGCCCGCUCUCCCCUGCUGCUUCCGGAGACUCUCAGACCCCCUCCUCCCUUCCCCCAACUAUGACACUGGCGGCCUGGUGCACCUGGAGGACCUGGAGAGGGAUGCUCUGCUGGAGGAUGCGACCCAGCCCGCGGAGGCGCCCAGGCUGGCCAGGCGAGCCCAGGAAGGUGCUGCGCUCUGUGAGAAGGAUGUGAAGAAGAGACUGGAGUUCGGGAGCCCCAGAGCCCACAGCGGCUCCUCGCCACAGGUGGAGGAGAUGGAAAGGGAGGAGGGGCCGAGGUCAGGGAGGCGGGCGCGGCCCCCAAGCCAACCUGACAGAAGCCCGCUCAACUGGGAGAACCUCAACAACAACAACAGCAAGAGGAGCUGCCCCGACGACUUCGAGCACGAUGCCACAUUUGGGAUCCUCACCAAAGUCAAGCCUUCCUACAAAUCCUGUGCCGAUUGCAUGUACCCUGCAGCCAGCAGGGCUCCUGAGGCCUUCAAGGAGCAAAGUGAGGACCCUAGUGCUCCUGCCAUCUGCACCCAGCCCGCCCUCCUGCCCCACAUCACCUCUUCCUCUAUGACCCAUGUGUCCGGCAGGUCCCGAGCUCUGGAGAAGCCAACCUCUGGUACAGCCGACUCUCCCCCAUUGCUACCACCAGCAGCUUCAAGGAGACCAGAGAGCAGUGGCAGUGUGGCUGGGGCUGGCCAAGAGCUACCACCUAGCCUCCUGGAAUCUUCCAGAGAGACCCCAAAAGUCCUGCCCAAGUCCUCCCUGCUGAAGAAUUCCCACUGUGACAAGAACUCCCCCAGCAUGGAAGUGAAGGAAGAUCUGCUACCCAAGAAGGAGCUGAAGCCAGCUAAGGACCUGAGGCUUCUGUUCAGUAACGAGUCCGAGAAGCCAACAACCAACAGCUACCUGAUGCAGCACCAGGAGUCCAUCAUUCAGCUCCAGAAGGCAGGUCUGGUCCGCAAGCACACCAAAGAGCUGGAGAAGCUGAAGAGCCUGCCUGUGGAUGCAGUGUCUCCGUCCAGGGACGGCGUCGCCAGCAGGCUGGAGGACAGCAUCCCCGAGGAGAGCCCGGAGUUGGCUUCGCUCCAGGAGCCACAGCCCCCAGCUCUGCCUGGCCGGGUAGGAGGUGAUGAGAAGGCGGAGGCCACUCCGCUGCCGCCGGAUGGAGCCUUGCUGAAGAGCCCCCCUCCCUUCCUCUCCCGCCUGGACCACACCAGUAACUUCUCCAGAGACUUCCCGAAGACCAUCUGCUAUACUCCCACGUCGUCGUCCAUGAGCUCCAACCUGACACGGAGCUCCAGCAGCGACAGCAUCCACAGUGUCCGGGGGAAGCCAGGGCUGGUGAAGCAGCGCACCCAGGAGAUUGAGACCCGACUCCGGCUGGCAGGCCUCACUGUCUCGUCCCCACUCAAGCGCUCCCACUCUCUUGCCAAGCUGGGAAGCCUCAACUUCUCAACAGAAGACCUGUCCAGCGAGGCCGACACAUCCACUACCGCCGACUCCCAGGAUGCCAAGUGCAGCAAGUCUUCCUUCUUGCAUGAACCCCAGGCCACCCCAAGGAACCCAGCUGCAACCUCCAAACCAUCAGGGAAAUCUGCCCCAGAAAACUUGAAAAACCUCCUGAGGAUGAGCAAAAGCUGACCCCCGCCCCACUUUGCUUCACUGGACUUAACACUUCCGUACAGUCCCUCCCUUAGUUUCAUGUGGGUUCUGAUCCAUCCCUUACAUCUUGAUUUGUCUUAAACAACCAAAGUCAUCCAGGCUUUCCUCCCUCUUACCAUGGGAGGAGGAGAACACAAAUAAUUUACAGCACAAGAAGAAAGGAGAGGUAGCAGGGUGUGGCCUGGGAGAUCCAGAAAUUUCGGCCAGGAGAUACACACCUUGUACUGUUUCUAAGAAGAAUCAUGCAUUAAAGAACACAUACAGGUAGGCACACACAUCCAAAAUACUCCAUUUGCAGCCUGCAGAAGAGUCGUGGUGACAUCAUCACCAUGGUCCACGGUUCCUCCGGCCCUCUUGGAAGAACUCUGGGAUGGCACCAUGAGUCCUACCUCUGUUCUUGCUAUGCUCUUUGUUUUUAAAAUACAAUAAUGACCAAGGCUCGUUCCAAGGAA
This is a messenger RNA of Chinchilla lanigera (long-tailed chinchilla), 3575 nucleotides long. It is a transcript of the gene Ssh1, whose product is annotated as slingshot protein phosphatase 1. Gene Ontology annotation, cellular component: cytoplasm. Gene Ontology annotation, biological process: negative regulation of actin filament polymerization; actin cytoskeleton organization; protein dephosphorylation. NCBI's taxonomy places the organism in Eukaryota, Metazoa, Chordata, Mammalia, Rodentia, Chinchillidae. The record is from RefSeq and is a predicted model, not a curated record. Gene Ontology annotation, molecular function: protein tyrosine/serine/threonine phosphatase activity; actin binding.